AUGCCGUACGCGGUUCGGGCCACUAGACUGGCCCAGGUGGAACACCUGAGCGUGCAGGCAGGACUGAGGCAUCAGAUCCACCCGUGGCUGAGGAAAGGAGAUCUCGGGGCCGGCACCUUCAGCCGGGUCAAGGUGACCACCAUCGCCGACCCGGCAAAAGCCCUAUCCGUGCUCCUGGCCAAGGGCGCAAUCGAGGUGGUGGACCCCCUGGCACAGCCCACUCAACAAUAUGCUCAGCACAGCAGAGCUCCUUCGUGGCAUCUCCAGAGGAGACUGGUUCACGCUAUGCAAGACACCGCUCGCCUUCUCUCUCAUGUGGCCCGGUGGGGCCUCAGAGUGAACAGGGAGAAGUGCUCUCUGAGCCCUUCUCAGGGCAUAACCUUCAUCGAUGUAGCUCUGGAUUCAGCCACUAUGAUGGCCUGUCCGUCGUGCCAGCGUGUGGACGACAUCCUCCUCAAUCUUUCCCUCUUCCGAGGGGGCAGGCGGUUGCCCUACAUCCUCUUUCUUCGCAAAUUGACAGCUGCCUCAGCUGUCGUUCCCCUGGGCUUGCUGUCACUGCGCCCCUUGCAGAGAUGGCUGAACAGCCUUUGUUUGGAUGCCAGGUGCCACAGGCACAGGAGGGUAGAGGUGUCACAGCAGUGCCUUCUGGCUCUAUCACCAUGGAGGAAGAGGGCAUACCUAUCGGGGGGCGUCCCCAUGGUCCUAUCCCGGCGGGAAGUCAUCACAACAGAUGCCUGCCUCUCAGGCUGGGGUGCGGUAUGGCAGAACAGGACUGCUCGGGGUCAGUGGUCCACUCGGGACCGCAUCGAGCAUAUCAAUGUCCUGGAGCUACGUGCCGUGCACCUAGCGCUCAAACAUUUCCUGCCGUACCUAGCAGGAAAACAUGUACUUGUUCUGUCGGACAACACCCCGACCGUAUUUCACAUAAACACCAGGUCUGCAAAGCUGCUACGGGCGGCGCGUGCCCUCCUGACCUGGGCGGCCCCUCGCCUGACCAGCCUUCGGGCGAUGCAUCUACCAGGGGAACAGAACCAGGUCGCAGAUUCCCUCUCCCGUUUCAAGCCCCCAUCGGGGGAGUGGCAGCUUCAUCCAGAGGUGGUGUACAGCAUCUGGGGUCUCUUUGGCAGGGCAAAGGUGGAUCUCUUUGCCUCAGAGAGGUCAACCCACUGCCCCCACUGGGUCUCCUUGAUGGAGAGGACCAGUCCUCUAGGUCAAGAUGCCCUGGCCCACACAUGGCCAGAGGGCCUUCUUUAUGCUUUCCCUCCAUUUCCCCUGAUCUUGCCAACGCUUCUCAGGGUCCUUCAACAGGGCCACAGUCUUUUGCUGGUGGCCCCGUUGUGGCCAGCCAGGACUUGGUUUCCCCUGUUGCGCAGACUCUGCCGCGGGACGCCAUGGCGCCUCCCCGACAGGAGGGACCUCCUAUCGCAGCUAGAGGGUCGGAUCUGGCAUCCCGACCCCAGCAGCCUUUGUCUGUGGGUCUGGCCGUUGCAGGGCCCGAUUGGCUGCUGA
Messenger RNA from Cyclopterus lumpus (lumpfish), 1509 nucleotides. RefSeq lists its product as uncharacterized. The record is from RefSeq and is a predicted model, not a curated record. NCBI's taxonomy places the organism in Eukaryota, Metazoa, Chordata, Actinopteri, Perciformes, Cyclopteridae.